This is a messenger RNA of Bicyclus anynana (squinting bush brown), 4151 nucleotides long. Its product is annotated as PAS domain-containing protein cky-1-like. Lineage: Eukaryota; Metazoa; Arthropoda; Insecta; Lepidoptera; Nymphalidae. Gene Ontology annotation, biological process: regulation of transcription by RNA polymerase II. Bases 715 to 2658 code for a protein of 647 amino acids. The record is from RefSeq and is a predicted model, not a curated record. The transcript is spliced from 12 exons. Gene Ontology annotation, molecular function: DNA-binding transcription factor activity, RNA polymerase II-specific; protein dimerization activity; RNA polymerase II transcription regulatory region sequence-specific DNA binding.
AUUUUGGCUUUAAUCCGUCGCGGAGCGGAUAAAGCUAGUAUAACACAUCCCAUUCUAGAGAGGCUGCGAAGGUUUGGUGGGUCGAAAAGCGCGCGAACGCAGUACUGCGCCGAUGCCUGUGCGCAACGCACGCUCGCGCGCGACCUGUCACCACGGGUGACAGCCCCGUACUGAAACGCAAACGUAAAUCUCGUUUCAUAAAUACGAUUUUAUUCAAAAAUGGAACGCAUGACUUUUAAACGCUCCUGCGUCGAUCUUACUUAAUUACUUUAUGGUAUAAAAAUAUUGUGUAUUUACAAAUAUUUUGUUAUUAAGACUUUAUUUUGGAUGUUUUAGUGUAUGGAAUGGAUUGAAGUGACAAUUUUUUUUUCUGAAAAAUCAAAUUGUGUUAGUGUGUUCCGAAUUCAGUGCUAAACACUUUGUAAGGUCUGCGUAAUUUUGUUUGAUCAGUUAUGUGGUUACAAGGGCGUGAAUUUUGACUCGUUAGAGGUGUGAACUGAAAACGUGUACACAACUGAAUUUUUUUGUAAUAUUUAUUUGAGGAGAGUAUUUCUACAGAUCUGUAUGCUUUGGCGUAAAAGAAUUAACAGAAGAACACCAAACUUGAAAGGGUUAAACGCUGGCACGGAGAGCCUGGCGUGCCAAUGAUGCCAACUGUAGGGGCCCCGGGGGACGCCAGUCAGAGCGUGCCAGUGAUACAUCCGCCUUGCCAUCAUGUUCACGAGGUUCGAUCAAGGCAAAUCAACGAAAGGCGCAUCCAAACUCCGGCGCGACCUGAUCAACGCAGAGAUCGCCAACCUUCGGGACCUCCUACCCUUACCGCCGUCGACGCGACAACGUCUCUCCCAGUUGCAACUCAUGGCGCUUGUGUGUGUUUACGUCAGAAAAUCAAAUUAUUUUCAACAAGUUUUCAAGCGCUUUGAGAUCAACCAACAGCCGUCAACCACACCAAACUUCGGAUUUUCCAAGGCCCUAAACGGAUUUCUAAUGAUGAUGACGCAAAAUGGAAAACUCCUCUACAUAUCAGACAAUGCGGCGGAAUAUCUAGGACAUUCAAUGGAGGACCUCCUCAUCCACGGCGACAGUGUGUACGACGUCAUAGACAAGCAAGACCAACAAACAGUCCGGUCUGAGCUCUCUCGGGCGCCCACCGACGGUGAAGACCGGGUCUUCCUUUGUCGGAUGAACGUCGCGAGGAACGCGCGGCGGCAGAUGCGGUUUGGUGAUCAGAAGGUGGUGCUAGUCCGAGGUCACUACGUGUCAUAUUUGCCGCUUUGCAGCCGCAACGAGCCAGUAUUCCUGGCCGCAUGCACGCCGCUAGCCAUGCCCGAGACACGAGAGUGCGUCGUGCAUGGCGCUACCAAUGUCUUCACCACCGUGCAUGCGAUGGACAUGAAGAUAUUACACAUCGAUGUUAAUAGCGAGUGGCACCUGGGCUGGGAGCGGAGCGCGCUGCACGGCGUCAGCUGGUACCAUCUACUGCAUCCUGACUGCUGCAAGGAAGCGCAGAAUAAACAUCGACUGAUAACGCAGUCGGAACAGGAGCGCUCGUGCAUCGCUCUUCUGCGGUUGCAGCGUCGUUGCGGACAGUUCCUCUGGGUCCACGCCGUGCUGCAGCUCAAGGACAACCUGGAGAACUCGCAGCGGCCUGUCAUCGUUUGCACUAACCAGGUGUUAAGUGAACAAGAGGCAGCAGUGAUGAAGGCGAAUCCAUGGCUCUACCACUACUAUGCCGUACAGUCCAAACUACACUACGGAUUAGCGUACGAGGCAGCGACGAGGAUGUACGGGCCGCCCCCACCCGAUAUACAAGUCUACCCUCCAACGAUGCAGUACACGCCAACGCCACCCGUCUGUUUGAAUGGGAACCAACCUGUUAUGAUGCCAAACGCUGGAAUCCAACCUCAUAUCCCACAUGUUCCUCCGCACCUAACACCGAUACAUUACGCUUACGAGAGGCACGACAAUAUACCGGUGGACUACUCAGUAUCAUUACAGGAGAACAGAGCAUACCUCAAUCUACGGAUUGACGAAACGAGGUCUCAACCCAGUGCCAAGAGGAAAGGGAAACAACCUCUAGAAAAGACACCUGUAACUAAUUUAUCACCGCGUUUCUCAACUAACACUGGAGACACUUUGGUGGCGGUCGCAACGUCGAUAACAACACGGAGACCAGGGUCUAAGAACAUCAGUAUGACAGAAACAGAGAUGAUGGACCAAUGGAAUCCGAGUCCGACGUGGUCGGAAUCGGCGUUGCAGAAAGUUCCAGAUGUGUGUCAACAGGAUCUAAGUCCUUACGUGACAACGACACCGCCAACGCCUUCUGGCACGCCAACAGCUUACUCCCAAAAUUAUGGCCACACGUUUGUAUUCGACUGGUCACCAGAGCAAUACGUUCCUCACACUAACAAUAGAUGUAGUACAAUAACAACGGAAAGUUCCUAUCAGCAAACAUGGAAUAGAAAUCAAAGAACGACCUUCGCCAGCAAUGGUGAUACUAUGGUCGAUGAAAACUGUAAUCCUAAUAGAAUAAGUUUACCAAUGAGGGUUAGUCGAACGCCACCAGAACAAAAUAUUACUAGAGAAGGCGAAACGCUUAGAAGACCAAUGGAUCAUCCUCAUCCAGAUUCUCCAGGGGCCAAAAAGCCAGCGUUAUAACUGUAAAUUAACUUAAUAAAAUGUUUAUAUUAGUGUAUUAUGUUGUUACCUUAUACUCGUAGAUAAUAAAAUAUGUCCACAAUAAUGUACCUACGCAAAAUUCGGUCACUUAUAAUGCUGUUAGAAGUGAGAGUUUGUGAAUAAUAGAUAUAUGUAAAUCGUUGCUCUUACUACGACUUGCUGCUCCCUGUUAACCUAUAGCAGUUACGAGGUAAGGAUCUCCUUAUUAAAACGCUUUUAGAAAGACGUUAGGCUCCUUAUGUUCUUCUAUCCCUUGGGUGACUUCUCGUACUCUUUCUAAAGCAAAACUGCGCUCGGUUUAACUACCCACUGACGCUGCUACGAUUUGUAAUAAGAUAAGCUUAUAGUAACCUACUCGUAGCAAAUCUUAGACCAUUUAAUGGUAUAAGUAGCAAAUACAUGAUCAGAAAAAAAACUACCAUUUGUUGUAUUUUUUAAUCGUUUAGCAUUAUCUACUUUUUUUAAGCAGCAUGACAUCUAGAAACAGGGCCUGUAUACUCAGACAUACCUUAUUUUAAGUUUUACAUCGUAAAGUGAAGUAUGCAUAGAAUAUAAGUAAGUAUGGGCUACCACAGGCAUCCUGAAAGCUAACCGCUUAAUAAAUGACCGUGAGAUGCGUACGUACAGCAAGAGGUAAAAGUUCUGGAACUCUCCUGUGAUCUAUGUGUUUUUAAGAUGUAAAAUAUAUAUAAUUACAAUAUUGUACAAAUUUUACCAUCACAUAAAAUGUGAUUAUUAAUUAGCUACGAAAAUGUAUAUUUUGUAUAAAUAUAAUGUAAAGAAACUUUUAAUUUGGUAAUUAUUUAAGAAAUUAAAAACUUUUAGUUAACUGUUAAAUGAAGAAGACAUUAUUAAAAUUUUCAGUAUUAGUAAUAAGUAGAGAAAAUUGUCUGUACAUUGACUACAGGGUGACUAUAAUUUUUUUUGUUGUAAAAAUGUAGAAACUUAAGUUUAAAAACAUCACACCUGAAAAAUAUAAAAAGUAGGUACUUACCUACAAUUAUUUCAAGAAAAAUUACCAAUCAUAAUUGGUAUGCUGGAUUAUUUGCUUGACCUUCAUAAUCCUUUUACAUUGAUGUCUUUUACAAAAAAAUAUUUUGUAACAUUAAAAUGUGAAAUAUGUUUUGAUGACUAUAAUUUUCCUAAACCAACCAAGUUAGCAAAAGACAUCUACUUGCUAACUGGUCAAAAAAUUGCAAAGCUAACAUAAAACCCUCUACAUUUAUGUUUUACUCAAAAACCUGAGCAUCAUAAAGAAAUGUUGACUCUAUAAUGCAAAUCAAAAAGACUUUGCAAUUGAAUGUCGUAAAACAUAGAUGAUUUUCUGCCAGAUCAGAGUGAUAGGGUAAUACUUGAACUAGGUUCAAGAAAAUAUGUAUCAUAAAAUAUAAUAUUGAGGCAAAUAAAUCUAAUUUGAAUUUAAAUUUUGAAUAUGAUAUUGUCUUUUGGAUCCAUCGGUUCUUCAUGGAGAA